This is a messenger RNA of Lolium rigidum, 1087 nucleotides long. RefSeq names its product E3 ubiquitin-protein ligase CHIP-like. Gene Ontology annotation, molecular function: ubiquitin protein ligase activity; protein-folding chaperone binding. The transcript has 8 exons. Gene Ontology annotation, biological process: protein quality control for misfolded or incompletely synthesized proteins; positive regulation of proteolysis; protein polyubiquitination. Bases 1 to 855 code for a protein of 284 amino acids. Gene Ontology annotation, cellular component: cytoplasm. NCBI's taxonomy places the organism in Eukaryota, Viridiplantae, Streptophyta, Magnoliopsida, Poales, Poaceae. The record is from RefSeq and is a predicted model, not a curated record.
AUGGCGGCGGCGGCGGCGGCGGCGGCGACGUCGGACGGGGUCGGCGCCGGCGUGGCCCGGCAGGCGGAGCUCCGGCGCGCCGAGGGCAACGCGUGCUUCCGCAAGGCCCGCCUCGGCGCCGCCAUCGACUGCUACACCGAGGCGAUUGCGCUGUGCCCCGACGUGGCCGUGUACUGGAUGAACCGGGGCCUCUGCCACUUCAGGCGCAAGGACUGGGCCAGGGUCGAGGAGGACAGCAGGAGGGCUCUCGCGCUCGACGACGCCCUGUUCAAGGGGCAUUAUCUGCUAGGAUGCGCCCUGCUCGAGAAGGAAGAGUGCGCUAUCGCCGUGGAAGAAUUUCAGAAGGCUUUGAAUCUCCUCAAGUCUUCGAAUUCAGUGGAUAAAAUGGCGGAGGACAUCUGGCAGGUACUUGCCAAGGCGAAAUAUCUGCACUGGGAAAAACACUCCACUGAACGAGUUUGGAAGAUGCAAAGCUUAAGGGAAGCAUGUGAAAAUGCUCUGCAGGAGCAUCACUUUCUUAGCGGCACACUUCCGGAACACUCUGACAAUGAGUACUCAGAACAAUGCAAACUAUUAUCUGAAGUCUUCACGAAAGCUGUACUUGAUGACACACCAGGAGAUGUGCCUGACUACCUUUGCUGUCAAAUAACUUUUGAGAUUUUUAGAGAUCCAGUUAUCACACCAAGUGGUGUGACAUAUGAAAGGGGCAUAUUACUUGAGCAUCUUCGCAAGGUGGGAAAUUUCGACCCAGUGACACGGGAGCCCUUGAAGGAGCAUCAGUUGGUUCCGAAUCUUGCCAUCAAGGAAGCAGUCCAGGCCUACCUCAAGGAGCACAGCUGGGCCUACAAGUCUUAACUGAGGGGAUUGAUGGUUGGCCUUUGGGAUUAGCUGAUUGAUUCUUGGGUAAACACUAACGAAAGCUUGGCAAUUGUACAUAAACAGCCAACACUCUCUAGGCUAGAGCAGUUUGUUGUCUAUAGGCUAGUCAUUUUCAGUGUUGAGCUGUUGAAUGAUUUAUUUGUGUUGAUCCUCUAGACUGACCAUUCAUCUAUUCUAGUCUGGUAUUAAUACAUUUUUACACCACUUC